Penicillium concentricum is the source of this 1449-nucleotide messenger RNA. RefSeq lists its product as uncharacterized. The record is from RefSeq and is a predicted model, not a curated record. Lineage: Eukaryota; Fungi; Ascomycota; Eurotiomycetes; Eurotiales; Aspergillaceae. Bases 1 to 1449 code for a protein of 482 amino acids. Gene Ontology annotation, biological process: regulation of DNA-templated transcription. Gene Ontology annotation, molecular function: DNA-binding transcription factor activity. The transcript has a single exon.
AUGUCGCAGGAUUCUCGACGUGCAGGUUCAUUGUCCAGAGAUGUGACUCAAGAUGACCGUGCCAGUGACAAUGACCGUGCAUUUACAAGCCGAAAUCCUGCCCGCCGGCCACCUCAACGACCUCGACCCCAGUCAUGGCAUCCAUAUGGACCCGUGGAGCCGCCACUGGAAUCCAUGUCAUCGCGACCCAUUGGGGUUCAUUCCAUCUUGAACCACCCACAGGCAGCGGCUGAUCUGACCACACUCAGCCGUGAGCCGCUGAGCCUACCGGGUCCAUCUUCCUCCCCUCGCCCCCAAGGGACUUCCCCGAUCCGCUCAGGAUAUCCAUUGGUCUCGCAGCCGUUAUCUCCUAGGCCCCAUUCACGGCCUUUGAUGAAUCCAGCAUCGCCUUCGGCACGGUUUGUUGGCGGGGGCGGCAGGGCUUCUGGUCAGUCAAGUGUCGCACAGUCACCGCUAGUUCCUCACGAGACUUUGAUGGGCCCACGCCUACCCGUCACUAGUUCACCUCUGCCUAUAGAGACGGGUCUACGCCCUAUAGCAUCUCUCACUGGCACUCAGGCUCUGACUUCGCUGCAUUCUCGACGAACAAGUGCAGGCCCGGGGCCUCUCACCAACCCGAACUCCCAAGAAACAAGUCCUAGCACGCCUCAUUCAACUUUCAGUCCCUUUGGCCGUGUAUCCCCAGCAGCGACCAGCGUCUCCCUCCCACAAAGCACCGCAUCAUAUCCCACUGCGCCUCCAUAUAUGACAAUGGACCCUCUGACUCGACCCAUACCCGCAACAAAAGGCCCCAGACGCCAACCUGAACAAGCCCCCUCCCGAGCCGGAACACCACAGGCCAGCCCCCUCCCAGUGGGCAUGAUACCGUGCGUACUAGACAUGCGAUCUGGAUCCUCCAGCCAAGCCGAAAAGCGCAAAGCCAACAGCGACGCAUCACGACGGUUCCGAAAUCGGAAGCGCAACGAAAUGCAACUCGAGCAGCGUCUCACCGCACAACAGGAUGAGAUCCAGCGCGGCGUAGAAACAGUCCGUCGCCAGAGCGAGGAGCUCCGCUCCCUCAUCCAGCAACGAGACCACUACCGCUCCGAGCGAGAUUUCUACCGUGACCAUAUCGGCCGCACAAUGUCCCUAAGCGCCUUACCCCCAAGACCUUCUUCUCCACGCUCCGCUCAACCAAGUCUCCUCCCCGCAUCAGAACCGGGCACCACGGCGUGGUCGGGCGCUGAUGCUGCCCGAUCCGCUUCAGGCACGCAGCCGACUUCGGCGGGUCCGCCACAGGGAAGAAUGCUCGAUGCAGUUCAGUCUCAACCUGGUUGGCCUGCAAGUCCUCCGUAUUCUUCGACCCCCAUCGCACCCGCCGGACGGGCGGUUGCUGGCCCGCCUUCCGGGUCACCGUCCGUUACUGGAGGCCCGCUUCCUCCACUGCAAGGACCAUGGUCACGUCCUUGA